Molecule: messenger RNA, 2474 nt
Organism: Cuscuta campestris
Lineage: Eukaryota; Viridiplantae; Streptophyta; Magnoliopsida; Solanales; Convolvulaceae
Source: the annotation of a GenBank genome assembly
CAAUAGGAAAAAUGGAGGAGAUCCUCAAACCCUGAGGCUGGGAUUUCGUUAUAUUUAAUCCUCUGCACUUAGUUUGUCUCUACUGCCAUUUAAAUUUCCCCAUCCCAUAUUCGACCUCUACUCCUCUUUAUCAUCUUCACCUUCCUCACAAUUGCUAUUUUGUCACCAUCUCCACCAGAUCCACUUCCAAGAUCCUCCUUUUCAAUUCCCCUUCCCUUUUUAUUCAUCUUCUUCUCCAGUAACAAUCUCUGCAAGCAAAAAAACCACCAUUUUCCUUCUUCAGAAAUGGGUACUGGUUGGAGAAGAGCUUUCUGCACAACAAUCCCAAGAGAUAGGGAGCUCAAAUUUGGGGAUAAACAUCUUCUUCAAGAUCAUGAACCUAGCCUGCGUUGCAAAACUACCUCUGCUUCUUCAAAUAAUGAUGAUAACAACGGCGAUGUUUUUACUCCAAACCUCCAUUGCAGAACCACCACUCCCAAAUCUAAUUCUUCCAAUUCCAAGACCCCCAGAUUUUCUCAGCCCUCCAAUCCUGCAUCACCCAGAUCCCCCUUUUCAAUCCUCAAGAACACUCUCCGUCUAUCUAAGCAUAGCUGCGGAAUCUGUAUGCAUAGUGUGAAGACAGGGCAGGGGAUGGCGAUUUACACGGCGGAAUGUUCGCAUUCUUUUCAUUUCCCCUGCAUCGUCUCCCACUCCAGAAAACAGAGCACUCUGUUUUGUCCUGUCUGCAACCGCGUCUGGAAAGAUGUUCCCCUGCUCUCCGGUCACCUUCUUAGUCGGAGAGAAGAAAUGGGCUUUGAGCGAGAACAAGAACAGGUUGAACAGAAUAAAAUCAUCAGAGAAAAAACGGAACCGGAGAAUCUCCCAAGCAUCAAACAGCAGGGAACUUGUUUGAAGACGUACGAUGAUGACGAGCCGUUACAUUUUCCGGCCGCCGGUUCCGGGAAGUUUACGGCGAAUAAUGAGGUGAACGAGAUGGAGGAUGAAGAGGUGGAAGAGUUUCAGGGAUUCCUCGUAAAUCCGGUUUCAAGCGACGAAGUCUCAGCGAAUCAUCAUAAGGAGACAAGGGACGUGGAGUUUACGAUAUUGCCCGAAGCCGCUAUUGUCUCCGUAGGCGGAACGCAUGUGACCUACGCCGUCGUUCUAAAGGUGAAAGCGCCGCCGCCGCAACUGCCGGCGGGGUAUGGGAGCAGCGGUUCCGGUCAGUUCUCCGACACGGCGCGACGGGCGCCAAUCGAUCUGGUGACUCUGCUCGACGUCAGCGGAAGCAUGAACGGCCCGAAGCUACAGAUGUUGAAACGAGCCAUGGGUUUGGUGAUUUCCUCUCUCGGCUCGGCCGACCGGCUUUCUAUCGUGGCUUUCGCCGCCACGUCAAAACGGCUGCUUCCGUUGAGGAGAAUGACGGCGCAGGGUCAAAAGUCGGCCAGAAAGAUCGUUGACCGGCUUGUGUGUAGCCAAGGGACUUGCGUAGGCGAUGCUCUGAGGAAAGCCGCUAAAGUCCUUGAAGACCGGCGCGAGAAAAACCCGGUCGCGAGUAUUAUGCUAUUAUCAGACGGACAAGACGAUCAAGUUCCAAAAACCGGCGAACCGGACGGCCGCCGAGAGACCGUCAAGCCGUCCUCCACCCGGUUUUCCCACAUUGAAAUCCCGGUCGGCUCGUCCGGCUUAGGGAGGAAAGCUGGCUAUAGCCACUCCCCGAAUGUGGAUGCCUUCUCAAAAUGCUUGGGAGGAUUACUGAGUGUGGUGGCUCAAGAUCUGCGAAUCCAACUCGGUUUCACCUCGACCCGGGAACAGGCCGAGGUGGUGGCGGUUUAUUCCUACCACGGCCGACCGGCGGUUCAAAACCGGAGCUCCGUCCGGCUGGGAGACCUAUACGCGGAUGAGGAGAGAGAAUUACUCGUGGAAGUGAGGGUUCCAUCCGCUGCAGUUGGGUCCCACCACGUGUUGUCAUUAAAAUGCUGUCACAUUGACCCUGCCACGCAGGAUAUGGUCAACGCCAGAGAGCAGUGUCUGUUAUUACCGAGGCCACAAGCCGUCGGAUCAUCUUCUUCGUUGGAGAUCCAACGGUUGAGAAACUCUUUCGUCGCCACUCGGGGAAUGCGAGUUCAUAACGGCUCGUGCUACGAGUGUGUCAGAGGGUUGGGCGGUGGCGAGUUGACGGAAGUGCAUGUUGGAAAGCAUAAUCUGCCGUGGAAGAAGACGGGGAUCCAACGGCGGAAGGUGGCGGAGUUCGCGGAUGAAGACGGCGAGCCGCUAACGCCGACUUCAGCAUGGAGGGCGGCGGAGAAGCUGGCUAAAGUAGCCAUGAAGAAGAAGCCGGCUAGUAGAGUCAGCGACUUACACGGUUUCGAAAAUGCACGGUUUUGAUAAUUUUUUACCAUUGCAUGUCCAGUUUAAUUUUUUCAAUUUAGUAAAAUGAUCUUUGAAUUUCAAUUUAGAAAAACAGUGUAAUGGAUAAAUAUAGUCAUGUGUGAUCU